AUGUUCCAGGGGCUUUCCGCGCAUGCUGCGAGGGCAUUCCAGUCCCAGUUCCUGCGUUCCCACUUGGGGCUCGCGCGCAGUGUCAGAGCUGCGCGCUCUGAUGCAAAAGAUCAAGUUUGCGCACGGGGGCGCCGCUCGUGCCCGUUCGCUCGAAGCAAGGACAUCGUCUCCAGCCUGAUCCUGCCGUGGAGCGACCCGAAGAUGGGGGGCGACGUUCAGACGCGAUCCGGCGUCGGCCAACCACUCCACGCCCGCCGCAAGUCACGCGCUCUGGGCCAAUGUUGGGGGUCUAUGCGCGCCGCGUUGCUCCGGCACCAGGCGCGGAAGGAUUCCCCCCCGCUGGAAGCCAGCCCUCGAGCCUGGCCCUUGCACCUAGCUUGCAGCGGCAGCGAGGGCAUUUUCGACCUCAGGAGGCUCGUUCCUGGCGGCGAAAAGGGCGGCGGACGCGAAGCCUGCGCGAGCGCCGCGCUGGAUGACGCGAAGAGCAUGGGUCUCGCGAUCGAGGUUGCCAACUCCUUGCCCGAGCGGAUCCACAGCAAGCUGCGCUCCGAGCGCGGCAUGGCGGCUUUCAACGAGAUCGGCGACAAGGUUGGCAACACCAUCCGCAACAUCUUCGCUUUCGACACGUCCCCGGCACACAAGAGGAGUGGCCAGGGCCAGGCUGCCGCGGCUAGCGGCGGCGACGGUUCGCAGAAGCGGUGGGCGCCCACGAGGGCCAGCCUGGAGACCAUCAACGUUGACACCGAGAAGCGCCUCAAGGCGGCGGAGGAGGCAGCGAAGGCGGCCAAUGCGGCCGCGCAGGAGCUCGAGGAGAAGAUGAAGAGCUCUUCGGCAUCUUCGGCAAGCCAUGGUCCAGGGCAGCGUGUGCCCUACGAGAAGCGGGUCAUCGCGAAGAUCGGCAACCUGGGUUGGAACGACAAGCCGGACGUCAUCCUAGCACGCGCCCGGGAGGACCGCGCAGAGUUCCGGCCCGCGCGGAUCGUGCACAGGGCGUUCGACAUGAUCGAAGAGAUGGAGGCCAAGAUGGAGCCGCCGCUGAAGCUCGAGAAGCGCUUCGACGGCAAGUAUAUCAAGGCAGAGGGUAACAAGAGGAUCGGCUUCGUAGCGGGGGGUCAAUGGCACUGGUCUCCAUGGGCGCGCGCCCGCUAUCCUUCGGACGAGCUUGAUGAGGCGAAGCAGUACGCGGACGAGGCUCUGGUGGGUGCGGUGGCUGACGUGCUCCCUCAGUGGUCCGUCAUCUUCCUGUCGGAGGUCGACGGGUACAGGGGGCGGCCAUGGGGCAGUACUGUCGUCAUGAUUGGCGAUUGGAAUGCCGAUCAGCUGCCCGACCUAGCGGGAGAUCCUUUCGCAGGCCUCCCGGCCCGAGAUGAUCACCAUGCUGCUGAACGAGACCGUUUGCAGUCUUUGGUGGACCGGUUCGCGAUGCAGAUCGAGCUGCCGCAGGAGGUGGUUUCGGUGCCCGGCGGCCCGUUCGCGGAGCAGUGCAUUCUAUCGCCGAUCACCCGGAUACCAGUCGGAGAUCAAGUUUUGACUACUAUCCCGAGCUGCCUCGAUUAUGCGAUCGCCCAGCCCGGGGCAAUCACGAAGUCGAUCGUGUGCUGGAGAGGGGCCCCAGCAGACCACGCCAUAGUCACUUUUGAGCUCGCUUGCCGAGGGGCGCUCCAGCGUGGGCACAAGUCGUCUUGGAAGUGCUUGGACGAGGAGGCGUGCUUGCAGUGGUUGCAUUCCGAGGCCCCAGGCGAUUUCGGCAGCAUAGAUACUUUCCACAAGUUUCUCCACGAGGUGCAGGGCAGGUGGCAGGACACGGACACCUGCCGGCAGCGGCGUCACGCGCGUCUUCCUUUCCAUAUUCGUUGCUUGCACUCGCAGCUCGCGGGCUCACGGGACGAGCAUGGACGGCGGGCGCUGCAGAGGGAGGCAUGGCAGCACCGAAAAGCUUGGUGCAGCGCAUGGCGCAGGCGAGAUCUUGCAGAAUCUGUUGGCCGAGGGAAGGUUUUCCAGAAGGCCAAAAAGCUGCACCGACUGAAAGAGGUCGUACUUCCAGCUCCUGCUGGCCAGCAGCGCGCGCGCACUUCUGACCCGGCCACGUGGGGGGAAUCGCUCGGCAGCCACUUCUCCGUCAAAUGGGGCGCGAAGAAGUUCCAGCACAGAGUCAAUUUGCUCGACGCCAUCCUGCCAUUCGAAGGCUCCGCGGCGCCCAUCUCCGAGGAGCAACUCAGGAAGGCGUUGUCGAAGAUCCGGCGGAAGUGUAAGUUGGACCAUUAUGGCGUUUCCGUUGCUGCGAUUCUGAUGGUUUUCCGGGUCCGGCCUGAAGCAGUCACCCGCCUGCUCUCCACGUCGUUGGGCAGCGCGCCGGCCAUGGCGCAGCUCGAGGUCAUGGACUCGGUUUUGCUCCUGGCCUGCCAGGGCUGGGUCGACGCGGCGCUGCCGGAGGUGCCCGAGUGCUUUGUCGGGGCUCGCCCGCGCACCCAAUGUCCAGACAUUGCCCACGGUUUGCAGUCCGUGAACGAGAAGGGCAUCGACAACUUCGGCCGGGCUGCGAUCGCCCAGGCCGACAUCGAGAGGUACUAUGACUCGCUCCCGUCCCUCCGCAUCGCCCGGUGGCUUGGGGCCCACGGCGUGCCUGUGGAGAUGGCUGCUUGUCUCCUCCGCCACCAAAUGCUGCCCAAGGUGACGCUGUGCGCCGGGGCAGCGGAAGCUAUCGUGACAGGUCCGUGCGAGGGAUGUCUGACCGGGAACCGCGUGGCAGGGUUAUUUGGGCGCAUUCCGGUCGAGUCCACUAUGGCCGAGCGGCGUCUGGUGUGGCGCGCAAAGGGCUUCCAGGCAGAUGACCACGUGUUGUGCGUCUGCUCCUACGUGGACAACCUCUUCAGUGCUUCCGGGAGCCUGCAUGGGGCGAUCAGCAUCCUUGAUGAUAUCGAAGCGCAGCUGGAGCGGAAUUGGGGCCUCCACAUUAAGCCCUCCUCCCGGUCCUGCAUGGCCGCUGCUGGGACAGGCCCGGGUGAGUUACCCUCGAAGUGGCCGCGGGUCCACGAGUUCACCGCCCUGGGCCACACGCUGCAGGACACUGGGUCCAUCCGGGCAUGCUGGCAGAACGCCCGCGCUGCCAUGUGGCGAGGUUUCUGGGCCAACCCGGGGUCCAAACGUCGCAUAGCUGACGAGGUGGACAUCCUUCAACGCCGGAUGGUUGCCACCAUCAUGCGGGUGCCGCCACGCCCUGGUGAGGAGCCGGCGUGCUACUUCAGGAAGCGUGGCCGCGCCGCCGCCGCCGAGUGCAACAAGCAGGGCGUCUGGUCCCGGCGCUGGUUCUGGAGGGUGCUUGAUUGGCAGGAGCACCUUGACCACCCCGGGCGCCUUGUUCCUUUUGAUCCUUCCUUUGAUUUUGAUGAGCUGGACAUAACAACUCCAGUGGACGCUGUUUGGGACGAGCCCGAGGCCCAGUCGUGCGCGACGGAGGAACUGUGGGUUAAUGUCGAGGAGCAGGACCUCUUCAGUUCCGAGCUGCUGGCGCAUUUCGUGCACGAUGUCGUCUGGGGCUGCGGCGGGCCUGCUGGCAGUGAUUGCGACCUCCCCAGUGCUCCCGCUUGCGGCUGUGGCACCGCGGCCACGGCGCCGCCUGGAGGGCGCCUUGUUCCUUUUGAUCCUUAUUUUGAUUUUGAUGAGCUGGACAUAACAACGCCAGUGGACGCUGUUUGGGACGAGCCCGAGGCCCAGUCGUGCGCGACGGAGGAACUGUGGGUUUAUGGCGAGGAGCCAGACCUCUUCAGUUCCGAGCUGCUGGCGCACUUCGUGCACGAUGUCGUCUGGGGCUGCGGCGUGCCUGCUGGCAGUGAUUGCGACCUCCCCAGUGCUCCCGCUUGCGGCUGUGGCACCGCGGCCACGGCGCCGCCUGGAGGGCGCCUUGUUCCUUUUGAUCCUUAUUAUGAUUUUGAUGAGCUGGACCUAACAACGCCAGUGGACGCCGUUUGGGACGAGCCCGAGGCCCAGUCGUGCGCGACGGAGGAGCUAUCGGUUUAUGGCGAAGAGCAGGACCUCUUCAUUUCCGAGCUGCUGGCGCAUUUCGUGCACGACGUCGUCUGGGGGUGCGGCGGGCCUGGCGGCAGCCAUGCCGACCUCCCCGGUGCUCCCGUCGACUGUGGCACCGCGGCCACGGCGCCGCCUGGGGGGCGCCUUGUUUCUUUUGACCCAUAUUUUGAUUUUGGUGAGCUGGACCUGACAACGCCAGUGGACGCCGUUUGGGAGGAGCCCGAGGCCCAGUCGUGCGCGACGGAGGAAUUGUGGGUUUAUGGCGAGGAGCAGGACCUCUGCAGUUCCGAGCUGCUGGCGCACUUCGUGCACGACGUCGUCCGGGGGUGCGGCGGGCCUGGCGGCGGCGAUGCCGACCUCCCUGGUGCUCCCGCUUGCGGCUGUGGUACCGCCGCCACGGCGCCGCCUGGAUGGCGCUUUGUUCCUUUGGACCCUUACUUCGAUUUUGAUGAGCUGGACCUGACAAUGCCAGUGGACGCUGUUUGGGAGGAGCCCGAGGCCUGGUCGCUCGCGACGGAGGAGUUGUGGGUUUAUGGCGAGGAGCAGGACCUUUUCAGUUCCGAGCUGCUGGCGCGCUUCGCGCAGGACGUCGUCUGGGGGUGCGGCGGGCCUGGCGGCAGCGAUGCCGACCUCCCCGCUGCUCCCGUCUGCGGUUGUGGCACCGCCGCCACGGCGCCGCCUGGAGGGCGCUUUUUUCUUUUGGACCCUUACUUUGAUUUUGAUGAGCUGGACCUGACGAUGCCAGUGGACGCCGUUUUGGAGGAGCCCGAGGCCCAGUCGUGCGCGACGGAGGAACUGUGGCUUUAUAGCGAGGAGGAGCUGCUGACGCACCGGCGCUUUGUUUCUUUGGACCCUUACUUCGAUUUCGAUGAGCUGGACCUGACAACGCCAGUGGACGCCUGUUGGGAGGAGCCCGAGGCCUGGUCGCUCGCGACGGAGGAGUUGUGGGUUUAUGGCGAGGAGCAGGACCUCUUCAGUUCCGAGCUGCUGGCGCGCUUCGCGCAGGACGUCGUCUGGGGGUGCGGCGGGCCUGGCGGCAGCGAUGCCGACCUCCCCGCUGCUCCCGUCUGCGGUUGUGGCACCGCCGCCACGGCGCCGCCUGGAGGGCGCUUUUUUCUUUUGGACCCUUACUUUGAUUUUGAUGAGCUGGACUCAACAACGCCAGUGGACGCCAUUCUGGAGGAGUCCGAGGCCCAGUCGUGGUGGGCGGAGCAGUGCUACCCGACGAGCGGGCACGCUGGCCACCAGGCUGGCGAGGGCAUCUGCGACGCGUCGCUGCCCGUCCUGGUGUCGGCGUCGCUGCUCCUCCUCGUGGUGGUGGUGGCGACGGUGGUGGUUGGCAGGAUGUUGUUGCAGUGGCGCGAGAUGGCGUUGGAGGCCGAGCUCCAGGAGAUCGCCGCGCGCAAUGCCGAGGUGAAGCUCUGGCAGGGCCGGCUGCACAAGGGCAGCCGCGGCGCGGGCUCCGCUGUUGGCUCGCGGCACGGCGGCGCCCGCUCGCAGGAGAUCGUCCCCGGCGCAGCAGUCCCAGCGACUGCGGCUGUCACUGCCACUGCAGCCGCCCCAGCCACUGCGACGCUGACAGGCGAGGGCCGGGCGCGCCGCCCAGCGGCGGAGGAGGCGCGCCGCGCUGCGCGCCACGCGCCCUGCCGGCGGAGCCCAUUGGGGCGCGCUGCGAGCUGGUAGAGGCCCCAAACUCCUCGCGCUGUGAACAGCAUCACGACGGAAGGGUCCUGCAACGCCAGGGGUGCAUAGACCCAGAGCUUGUCCGCAUAGGCCUGCAGGAGCCUGCAGGCUCUUGCAGGCUCCCGCGGGCUCCCCUGUCCUCCGCUUCGCGGGGCCUCGCUCGUCCUCCCCUGGCCGUUCGUCCCUCGCUCGCUCACUCCGCCUC
This is a messenger RNA of Prorocentrum cordatum, 5914 nucleotides long. NCBI's taxonomy places the organism in Eukaryota, Dinophyceae, Prorocentrales, Prorocentraceae. The record is from the annotation of a GenBank genome assembly.